AAUUACUUGGUGGGUAUCCCAUCUCGUGAUGAAUUGGCUAUGAGAAAUGAUGAGGGUUCGACUUCAAUUCUCAAAGAUGAGAUAGCAAAUCAUCGAGAUAUUCCAUUCAUGCCAGUUGAUAUAGAAGAAGUUAAAGAAUAUAUUAAUAAAAUCCCCCAUUAUAUUCUUCGCCUCUAUGGAUACCUCGUUAAUGGCCAGAAAGCAGUUGUCACUAUUACUGGUAUCAAGGUAUUUUUCGAUAUCCGUGUUCCUGAAAAUGCAAGUAUCCCCAAAUUCUGGUCCAAAAUAAAAGGUAUACUCGCUACUGGGAAAGACAACGAGGGAGGCACUGUAGACAUGAAUCUAAUCCGAAUGGAAUGUAUAAAGGCAUAUCCUAUUCGUGGUUAUCAUGCGGAAAAAAAGCCAUAUCUCCGUAUUGUUAUACCCAAUAAAGAUCUAAGAUUCACUGCUCUCGAUAUCAUCUCAAGCUAUAAUUCAAAGGUUGAUCCCGAAUGUAAAAUAGAGACAGCUUCAGACGAUACAGGCACAUAUUAUCGUAAAGUUGCAAGAGAGUAUCGGAUACCACUUUCUGGGUGGGGAUUAAUAAGUGAUUAUAGAUAUAAUUUCAGUGUACCUUAUUAUGCGAAAUCUCAUCACUGUUCACAUGCAUUUUAUGUUCACAUUGAUAAGUUUUGCCUCAUAGACAAUUUCGAACCACUUUACAAAAUCUAUCUAUCUUCUCUCUUUACCCACGAUCGAGCAUUGGUGCUAACAUGGGAUAUAGAAGCAUAUGAUUCACGUGGAUCAGGGAACUUCCCAGAAGCAAAAAAUGACACGUCCCAAGUUUUUACGAUCUGCAUGACCCUACACUGGAAAGACGAUCCGAUUCCUCUAGAGAGAAUAUGUUUAGUCGAUGUAGAAACAAAACCAGACCCACGCGGGAUCACAAUCAUAUGCGGGAAUCAGACCAAUCUCUUAAAGGCAUUCGCUCUAUGUUGGAAAUCUUUUGCCCCAGACAUCCAGCUCAGUUUUAACGAUUCAGGAUAUGAUUGGCCUUUCAUUGUAGAAAAGGCCACCAAAUUAAAUGUUCUCAAGUGGAUGGUUCAGCAAAUGUCGGCAAACUCACAUAAGAAAGCUGAUGAUAAAUCCAUCCUCACUUGGAAUUAUUUUGGUAGGAGAGGGGAACCUCUAACUAAUGGUUUCUUCCAAAGAAACCAAUGGGUAAAGAAAGCGGACAAGGGUCCUAAAAAAAUAUUAGGCCGAAAUUCCAUUAAUAUCAAAAUCAAUCCCACUUUGAACUUCGAAUCAUCCUUUCUUAAACUUCCCGGGUGCGUGCCGAUCGAUGUUCGCACAAGUUUUAUGCAACUCCACCCCCGCUCUGAGAAAACAUCACUCAAAUUCUUCUUAGAAAAGUGUGGUCUCGAUGGUAAAGCUGAUAUGCCUAUGAGCAAAUUAUGGAA
This is a messenger RNA of Funneliformis geosporum, 1439 nucleotides long. The record is from the annotation of a GenBank genome assembly. Lineage: Eukaryota; Fungi; Glomeromycota; Glomeromycetes; Glomerales; Glomeraceae.